Messenger RNA from Theobroma umbraticum, 989 nucleotides. RefSeq lists its product as uncharacterized. The record is from RefSeq and is a predicted model, not a curated record. Lineage: Eukaryota; Viridiplantae; Streptophyta; Magnoliopsida; Malvales; Malvaceae.
UGGAUUACGUUGAAAAGGAACAUAAACAACAUAAAGUAUUUGCCAUCAAUGGUUGAUAUAAGUUUCAAGAACAGGUAUGUUUAUGUUGAUGUUGGGGCUAGGAGUUAUGGUUCUAGUAUUGGAAGCUGGUUCAGGAAACAAUACCCCAAACAGAACAAAACCUUUCAUGUCUAUGCUAUUGAGGCUGACAAACAUUUUCAUAAACAAUAUGAAUUGAAGAAGAAGACAGUUACAUUGUUGCCUUAUGCGGCGUGGGUUAGGAAUGAAUCACUGUCUUUUGAGAUUAAUCGCGAUCCUGGCCAGGAAGAAGUGAACGAGCUUAAGGAUAAAGGCAGAGGGAUGGGCAGAAUUCAACCCGUGAAAUCGAGGCAAGGUGAAUUUACUGGUGAGGUGGAUGAGAUUCAGGGGUUUGAUUUUGCAGAGUGGUUGAAGAACACUGUUACAGAGAGGGAUUUUGUGGUGAUGAAGAUGGAUGUUGAAGGAACUGAAUUCGACUUGAUUCCGAGGUUGUUUGAAACGGGGGCAAUCUGUCUGAUUGAUGAGAUUUUCCUUGAAUGCCAUUAUAAUAGGUGGCAGAGAUGUUGCCCUGGUCAGAGGAGUACAAAAUAUGAGAAAAAUUACGGCCAAUGCUUGAAACUGUUUACUUCCCUUAGAAAAAGUGGAGUUCUUGUUCAUCAGUGGUGGUGACUGGUACCAAGUGCCACCUAUGCUUGUUCUGUAAUGUUGCAUUUUUUUCUUCCUCCCCCUUAGAACCCAUAGGUUUUUCUUUUUCAUCAUUUUCAGGUUCCUUUUUUUCGUUGGUGCAAUUCUUGUUCAGGUUCCUUUCAUUGUAAGAGAUGUAGCUGCAAAUCAAAAUUAAUCUUGUAGCUGCUUGUUUCAUUGUUUUUCAUUUAGGCCUGCAGGUGAUUUCUGGCAUGUGUAUGGCUUUAUUUUAUUGCGUGUAGAAGCAGUUGCAUUAAAAGUUUUGGGCAUUGGAAAAUGUUCAUCUA